Messenger RNA from Condylostylus longicornis, 1440 nucleotides. It is a transcript of the gene Rpn10, whose product is annotated as 26S proteasome non-ATPase regulatory subunit 4. Gene Ontology annotation, cellular component: nucleus; cytosol; proteasome regulatory particle, base subcomplex. Gene Ontology annotation, biological process: proteasome-mediated ubiquitin-dependent protein catabolic process. Gene Ontology annotation, molecular function: polyubiquitin modification-dependent protein binding. NCBI's taxonomy places the organism in Eukaryota, Metazoa, Arthropoda, Insecta, Diptera, Dolichopodidae. The transcript has 6 exons. The record is from RefSeq and is a predicted model, not a curated record. Bases 121 to 1284 code for a protein of 387 amino acids.
AAUAAAUUGGUACCUCUGAAAAAUGACAAGUAGUUAAAGUCAAUACAAAUGACAAGCAGGAAUUAGCUAGCUGAAAUAAUAAAAUUGUUCUUGAUUUAGAAAAAAAUAAAAUUAAGUAAAAUGGUUUUGGAAAGCACGAUGAUAUGUUUCGACAAUAGCGAUUAUCAAAGAAAUGGAGACUACUUUCCAACACGAUUAAAUGCGCAAAAAGAUGGAAUAAAUUUAGUUUGUCUGACAAAAGUUCGUUCAAAUCCUGAAAAUAAUGUUGGCCUUCUAACGUUAGCGAAUACGGUGGAAGUGUUAGCAACUCUUACUAGUGAUGUUGGAAGAGUUUUCUCAAAAAUGCACCUAGUUCAACCAAAAGGUGAAAUUAAUUUAUUGACUGGUAUUAGGAUUGCUCAUCUCGUUCUUAAACAUCGACAAGGGAAAAAUCAUAAGAUGCGAAUUGUAGUUUUUGUGGGAUCUCCAGUAAUUAACGAAGAAGCUGAUUUAGUGAAGCUAGCAAAACGUUUAAAAAAAGAAAAAGUUAAUGUUGAUAUUGUAUGUUUUGGGGAUCAUGAAAAAAAUAAUGAUGUAUUAAAUGCUUUCAUCAAUGCUUUAAAUGGUAAAGAUGGAACGGGUUCUCAUUUGGUCAGCGUUCCACGCGGUUCUGUUCUAUCAGACGCCCUUUUAUCUUCUCCAAUAAUCCAAGGAGAAGAUGGUUUGGGUGGGGCUGGAUUAAGUGGAGCUGGUUUUGAGUUUGGAGUCGAUCCAAACGAAGACCCAGAGUUAGCUCUAGCCUUGCGUGUGUCAAUGGAAGAACAGCGGCAUCGACAAGAAGAGGAACAACGACGUGCUCUUGCUGCUUCUAAUGCUAAUGGAACUGCAGUGGAAAAUAUCGUGGAAAAUGCCCAAGAAAAUGCAGAACCUGCUGAACCUAACUCUGAAGAAGCUAUGCUACAAAGGGCGCUAGCUUUGUCGACUGAAACCCCCGCUGAAGAUAAUAUGCCAGAUUUCGCCAAUAUGACUGAGGAAGAGCAAAUUGCGUUUGCUAUGCAAAUGUCUAUGCAAGAUGCACAAGAAUCCGUUACUCAUCAAGCAAAAAGACCAAAAACAGAAGAAAGUGCUCCAAUGGAAGUAGACGAAGACUAUUCGGAAGUAAUUGGAGACCCGGCCUUUCUGCAAAGUGUUUUAGAAAAUCUUCCAGGCGUAGAUCCACAAUCUGAAACAAUACGUGAUGCAGUUGGAUCUUUAAAUAAGGACAAAAAGGAUAAAAAACCCGGUGAAGGCAGCAAAAAAGAUUAAAUGAUAAUUUUCAAAUUCAAAAAGAUUUUUGGAAUCCAACCGAAUGACAUCUAGAAAAUUAUUAUUUUUUGGUGAAUUAACCACAUUUUGUGUAAUAUGCACUCAUCAUCCAUAUUAAAAUAUUACAUUUAAUUAAAUGAUUUUCGUAAAAAUUUA